This is a messenger RNA of Prosopis cineraria, 1855 nucleotides long. Its product is annotated as zinc-finger homeodomain protein 3-like. NCBI's taxonomy places the organism in Eukaryota, Viridiplantae, Streptophyta, Magnoliopsida, Fabales, Fabaceae. The transcript has 2 exons. Gene Ontology annotation, molecular function: transcription cis-regulatory region binding; DNA-binding transcription factor activity. The coding region runs from base 462 to 1457 and encodes 331 amino acids. Gene Ontology annotation, biological process: regulation of DNA-templated transcription; regulation of developmental process. Gene Ontology annotation, cellular component: nucleus. The record is from RefSeq and is a predicted model, not a curated record.
UGCAUUCCUCUUUGUCUGUAACCAAAAAAAAAAAAAAAUCUGCUUCUCCCCCUCUCUCUCUCAUGUCUCAUCUUCCCUUUUAAGCUCUUGUUUAUUACUUCUUAUUUCAUUUCAUUCUCAAAUCCAGUCUCUCUAACUUGUCUUCCUUCGUCUCUUCUGUCCAUAUCUCUCUCACUUCCUCCUCCAGUUUACCCUAAUUCUAUUCUCUCUCUCUCUCGCGAGUUGAAAUUGAAGGUUUAAGAUCAUGAAGGAGCUUACCACUCUCCAAGCUACAACUUGAUACUGGUGCUAGGAAACUUGCUUGAAUUGAAACCGGAUAAGUGGUGUUCUCACAGCACUACUUAAUUUGAAUUUCCAAUCCCUCUCGUAAUUUCUCUCUUGUGAUUUCCCCUUUUGGUCUCCAAACUAGCAAACAAGAGUGAAACAAUAACCCCCAGAGAGCCAAAAGAGAAAAAAAGAGGAUGGAAUUUUCCAGUGAAGAAGGAGAGAUCCCAAUCCCAAUAAACAGUGCCACUUCUUAUGGAGGUGGUAAUAAUGGCCAUGGCCACCUGAUCCACCAUCAUCAUGAGCCUCCAAUCCAAGUCCCUCACCACAUGAUCUCUAAUUCCUCAGUACUACCAGUAGCCUCAGCGCCGCCCCAUAACAGCGGGGGAGGAGGAGGAGUAGCCGGUGGCAUGGAGGAGGAGGAGGAGGAGGAGGGUCAUCACCAGCAUGGGCCCUACAGCAGCAAGAAACUAGUGGUGAAGUACAGAGAAUGCUUGAAGAACCAUGCAGCUUCCAUGGGAGGAAAUGCCACAGAUGGAUGUGGAGAGUUCAUGCCUAGUGGAGAAGAAGGAACCCUUGAAGCUCUCACUUGCUCAGCCUGCCAAUGCCACAGAAACUUCCACAGAAAAGAAGUUGAGGGCCAUGAACAACAACAACAUGAUCAUCAUUUUCAUCAAUAUCUUCAUCAUCAUCACCACCACCUUCAAUAUCACAACACUACCAAUAAUCAUCCUUACAGGUUAGGUGGUAGGAAGCUCCUCCUUCCUCCUCCUCCUGAAACUCUUGCUGGCUACCCUACACCACCACCAGGUAACAUCCUACCUUCUAGAAUGGUCAUGCCCUACAAUGUCAUGGGGUCCCACCACUCAUCCCUCCCUUCAGACUUAUCUGAUGAGCAAGAAGAUCAUCAUCAUCAUGGGAUAAUGAGACCAUCCCACCAUCAUCAUCAGAACAAGAAGAGGUUCAGGACCAAGUUCACACAGGAGCAGAAGGAGAAGAUGCUGGACUUUGCUGAGAGAGUUGGGUGGAAGAUUCAGAAACAGGAAGAGUCUGUGGUGCAACAGUUUUGUCAAGAGAUUGGUGUGAAGAGAAGAGUGCUUAAGGUUUGGAUGCACAACAAUAAGCACAGCUCCGCCAAAAAGAUCAAUCCCACCGCUCCACCACCUCCUCUCACUGCUACUACACCAUCUUAAUUAUGAAAACUAUAACUAUUUCAUAAUCGUUAUUAUUAUUAUUGUUUUUAAUUAACUCUCUGGUUAUUUAAUUAUUAGCUAGUUAAAAGUGUUGACUUUCACUUCCUUCUUCAUGUUUAGUACCCUUCUUAUCAUUUAUCUCCGUGGGUCUGUCUUGAGUACUAUCUUUGCUCUAUAAAAUAAUAUAUCUUUGUACUGUGGGUUUAGUUUUACCAGAUUUCAUUAUUGGGUGAAGUUCCAUAGAUCAGUUCUGGGUGGUGGUGAUGCGAUGUUUCUUUUAAGCCAUUUUAUUUAGCGAAGACAGAUGGAUAAUGCAGCAAUGAGUCUAUAAGCUACGGCUAUACUAUUCUGUAUUAUGUUUUCCUUAAUUGAUACAACGAUACGGUUUUUCUUGGUUA